AGUCGGUGAGUGAGCGCGAGGGACACUCAGGCAGGUGGGGAAGCCCGAGGCGGCGGCGGCGGCGGCGGCGGAGGAGGGCAGCGAGGCGCCACCCGGGAGUGGUAGACUGAUGCUGGUCCUGGCAGGCUUGGCUUGGGAAGAUCUGUGUGGCGAACUGGAGAAUUUUCCAGGCCACCUGGGGUCCGGAUUCGUUUCAGCAGACUCCCGCAGUUGCCCCUGCUCUGUGUCCACCUCUGUGCUGGCUGUAGGAUCUCAGAUGAGCCAGGCUCCAUUUCGUGGUGUUCUGGGAGCACUGACUCUGUCGGGGAGAUGGUGGAGGAGUCGCAGAAGUCUUGAUUUGAGCCUGAAAGCAAACCCCUAGCUGGAAACGUGAAUGUAACCUGUACAAAGUCUAAGAUUGUGACCAUGGCUGCUGAGUCUGAUGUGCUACACUUCCAGUUUGAACAGCAAGGAGAUGUAGUCUUGCAGAAAAUGAAUCUCUUGAGACAGCAGAAUUUGUUUUGUGAUGUGUCAAUUUAUAUUAACGACACUGAGUUCCAAGGGCACAAGGUGAUUUUAGCUGCUUGCUCCACUUUCAUGAGAGAUCAGUUUUUACUCACGCAGUCAAAACAUGUCAGAAUCUCCAUCUUGCAGAGUGCAGAAGUUGGCAGAAAAUUAUUGCUCUCUUGCUAUACUGGAGCACUUGAAGUCAAAAGGAAAGAGCUUUUGAAAUAUUUGACUGCUGCUAGUUACCUUCAGAUGGUUCACAUUGUGGAAAAGUGCACGGAAGCCUUGUCAAAGUAUCUGGAAAUUGAUCUUUCUUUGAAAAAUAACAAUCAAUAUGGUGACCUGUGUCAGUCCUCUGAUCCAGAUGUUAAAAAUGAAGAAGAAAAUUCAGAUAAAGACUGUGAGAUAAUUGAAAUUUCAGAAGAUAGUCCUGUAAACAUAGAUUUCCGCGUCAAAGAAGAGGAAAGCAAUGCUUUACAGUCUACAGUGGAGAGCUUGACAUCAGAGAGAGAGGAAGUGAAAUCACCAGAGCUGUCUUCUGUAGACCUAGGUUUUAAAGACAAUGAAAUUCGUAUCCUCCAUGUGGAAUCUAUCAGUACUGGGGAUGUAGAAAAUGGGAAGUUUUCACAGCCUUGUACCUCUUCAAAAGCAGGCAUGUAUUUCUCCGAAACACAGCAUUCACUGAUCAAUUCUACGGUUGAGAGCAGGGUGGCAGAAGUUCCUGGGAAUCAAGAUCAGGGCUUAUUUUGUGAGAAUCCUGAAGGAAGUCAUGGUCCAGUGAAUGAGAUUCAGAAUCUAGAGGAGGUUUAUUCACUGAGGCACCAGUGCCCCCGGUGCCCUCGAGUGUUUCUUCAUGUUGAAAACUAUCUGCGCCACCUUAAAAUACAUAAACUGUUCCUAUGCUUACAGUGUGGGAAAACAUUUACACAAAAGAAGAAUCUCAACCGGCACAUUCGAGGGCACAUGGGCAUACGGCCCUUUCAGUGCACUGUAUGCUUGAAGACAUUUACUGCUAAAAGCACACUUCAGGACCACCUGAACAUACACAGUGGGGAUCGGCCCUACAAAUGCCACUGUUGUGACAUGGAUUUCAAGCACAAGUCUGCCCUCAAAAAGCACUUAACCUCUGUCCAUGGCAGAAGCAGUGCUGAAAAACUACCCAGGCAUGAUCUGGAAAGGCAAAAUCUGCUAUAAUUAGAAUCACACCUUGCUAUGUAAGCCUUAGACCGUUUAGGCAAGUCUUUCUAUUAGAAAUGCAGCAUCUCUAAUACUGCAUUUCCACCCCCAUCUUUGGGUCUUAGUUUUGGUCUCCCUACACAUGUACUACCAGUUCCAAAGUGUAGGAGACAGGAUAAAGUGAUGGGAUGCUAUCUCAUUUCAUACAUGUAUAAGUCUGAGUGCUAUACCUAGAGAAAUAAUGUUCCUCUUAAAUAUUCUUAAUUCAUGACAGAGGAGCCAGCAGUAUUUCCAGAUUCUGAUCUUGAGCCUCUAGAUAAUUGAUAUAAAUGUGAAAUUCCAACCAAACAAUAACUUUAACAAAUUAGGAAAAUGGGGAGAGAAAAUAAAUUUUAAAUCAUACCAUUAUCCGUUAUUAGUCACUUAAAGAACAGAAUGGACUAGUGAAUUUUUUUUUAAUCAACUGUGUUGGAUUCUAAACACCAAGAUAUCUAUGUGUUUUAAACUGUAAAGGAACACAGUUCAAAUUCACUUGGAAGUAGUAGAAUUUCCUUAUACAUAAGCUAAUAUUCCUUAUAAUAUUUCCAUGAGUUGUUAGUAUACAUAUUUUAUUUCAUUUUUUUAUUUUCUUUUUUUUCCUUUUUUUUUGGGGGGUGGGGGGCUGCACCCGUGGCAUAUGGAGAUUCCCAGGCUAGGGGUUCAAAGGGAGCUACAGCUGUCAGCCUACACCACAGCCACAGCAAUGCAGGAUCUGAGCCAUGUCUGCAACCUACACCACAGAUCACGGCAGCGCCAGAUCCUUAACCCACUGAGUGAGGCCAGGAAUUGAACCUACAACCUCAUGGUUCCUAGUAGGAUUCGUUAACCACUGAGCCACAACAGGAACUUGUUAGUGUACAUAUUUUAGAAAAGAUUAAUUGGGCCCAGGUUUCUUGAUUUUAUUUGAUACGGUUAUACUUAAUAAUUUUGUGGCCAGUAGAAUUAUACCAUUGGCAUGAAGCUCUAAGAUAUUUGCUCUGUUUCCUUUUUGGAAUUUAUUUCAUUUUUUGUUAACCUACAAUAAAAUUGACCUUUAUUUUUGGUGUACAGUUCUGUGAAUUUUAACAUAUGUACAGAUUUAUGCAACCACCGCUGCAAUCAGGAAGCAGAACAUUCUAUCACCCUCCAAACUGCUUUAUGCUUACCCUUUGUGGUCAGCUCCUCCUCCUAGUACUAAAUCCUGGCAACAGUUCCCCAUCACUAUAAUUUUGUCUUUUCUGAAAUAUCAUAAAUGGGAAUUCACUGGUGGCUCAGGAGUUUAAGGUUCCAGUGUUGUCACUGCUGUGGCUCGGGGUUGAUCCCUGGCCCCAGAACUUCUGCAUGCCGUAUGCACGGUCAAAAAAAAAGGUGAAUUAUCAUAAAUGGAAUCUUAUAGUAUGUUCCUUUUUGAGAUUCUUUUUUCACUCAGCUUAAGGCGUUUGAGAUUCAUCCCUGUUGUGUGUAUCAGUACUUCAUUUUUUAAUCCUGAGUUGGCCAUAUAUAUAUUAAUUUUCCUUCUGUCACUAAAUGAACAGUUUAAACAUGGAUAGCUAUUAGUGUUCUCUUAAUAAGUUUUCAUUUAAUGUGAUUUUUCUUUACUAUGUGUUGACAAAACUCCUAUCCCUCCCUAGAGUUUUAUUCUGUAUUUCCAGAAAUGUGCCAAAAGCAAAACCAUCAUUGUGUAAUUUUACUGAGAAUAAUAUUUCAGAUUGUGUUAUGAGCCAUUGCUCUCUAAUAUCUGUGUCCACAUAUAACAACAUUUUUUGUGUUGUUAUAACAAAGGCUAAAAUAUAUUUCAGGACAAAUUCAUAUUUUCUAAAACACAGGAACUACUUUUAGUUAAAAAGCCUGACUGGAUACAUCUUAUUUCAAGAUGUUCUGUUCCUCCUCUACGCACCUCAGCUUUAUUUAGAAUUUAUGCUAUGUUUAGUUUCUGUGGAAGCCCUUCUGCAUUUUAAAAUGUAAUAUACUUUGUAUCAUUUAUAUGAAUUUUGUGAUGAAUCACGUGUCAAUUGAUAUAAAUGUUAAAUACCCUCUUUGUGAUACUUCUGUGAAAAAUAUAUUCUUUAUAGUUUUUUUAACUAUGAAAGAGACUUUAAAAAAAUCCAGCUCUCAUAUUUGAUAAAGCAACUUCGUAACUCCCAGGUCACUAGUUAGUGACAUGGGGUGGGUCAUCUCUCCUUGAGCUUUUCUUAAAUAUGUAUGUAAAAGAACAACAGCUUUGAUUUUUUUUAAACUUUUUUUUUUUUUUUUGUCUUUUUUUGUCUUUCUGCUGCUGUUGUUGUUGUUGCGAUUUCUUGGGCCGCUCGCGCGGCAUAUGGAGGUUCCCAGGCUAGGGGUUGAAUCGGAGCUGUAGCCACCGGCCUACGCCAGAGCCACAGCAACGCGGGAUCCGAGCCGCGUCUGCGACCUACACCACAGCUCACGGCAACGCCGGAUCGUUAACCCGCUGAGCAAGGGCAGGGACCGAACCCGCAACCUCAUGGUUCCUAGUCGGAUUCGUUAACCACUGCGCCACAACGGGAACUCCCAGCUUUGAUUUUGAUAAUUUGUAAGAUCAUUUCCAAGUCUAAAAUCCUCUUCAUUUUAUAUUUAAACCUGAGUUCCUAAGAACAGAGAAAGAGGGAGAAGCAAGAGGAGAGUUCUGUGUCUUUAUGAAUGUUGUUAUGUGGGUACUCCAUUGGAGACAGAAUUUUUCUAAAUUGAGUAGUGUUCUUCCCCUGGAAAACAUUGAUAGCACAGUGCUCAAUUUUCUUUCCCUUUUGACCUAUGAUUGUCCAUUUAUGGACAUAAGAACAUUUCCCUUUCAGAAAUAGUUUGUGAUUUUAGUACUUUUCUUAUUUUUGCUUCCUAGGAUGAAAUUUUGUGGGGGAGUGAAGGAAGUGGGAGGGGAGAAUAAAAGAAUAAUGAACUUUUUUUGGGGGGGGAUUGGUAUUGACUACCUUUGAUGUUUGAAAAAAAGUAUGGUUGUACUAUGUUUAUGUUUUAUGUGUGCCUUGUCAGAUUCUUGUGAAAUUUUUUGUAAGCACUUUGAGAUUUUUGCUUGGGGGGAAGGGGUGUUUUGUGAAAGUGGUGGUUGUUAUUUAUUAUUAUUUAUUCCUGCUCACUAGCACAGAGUGAUCGCAAAACAUUCCUAGGAGAGUGUCUGUUUGCAUGAUGUGUCUAAACAGUUUCAGGAAAAUGAAAUAUUUUUUAAAAUGCAGGUUUUGGCAAAGUAAGUAUUGAAUUUAUGCAUUUAAAACAUUCACUUUUAGUCGUUUGUGUUUCUAAUACGAUGGGAGAAAAUGCAGUGUGUUUUGGUUCAGCUUCUUUAUUUACUGGGUUUAUGUAUAAAAGAUUUUGGAAAGACAUUUGUUACUUUGGUGUAAGAGAAAAUCUUUGCCCCCUUUCCCUGAAUGUAACUAUCUUAUAUGUUUACAUAAGAAAUAAUAAACUGGAGAUGGGAAUGGA
Molecule: messenger RNA, 5130 nt
Organism: Sus scrofa (pig)
Lineage: Eukaryota; Metazoa; Chordata; Mammalia; Artiodactyla; Suidae
Gene: ZBTB6
Product: zinc finger and BTB domain containing 6
Biological process (GO): regulation of transcription by RNA polymerase II
Molecular function (GO): protein binding; RNA polymerase II cis-regulatory region sequence-specific DNA binding; DNA-binding transcription factor activity, RNA polymerase II-specific
Source: RefSeq, a predicted model, not a curated record